UAGGCGGUACUGCUUAAGCAUCCAGACAGAGCACAUAGAAACGCAUAGUGAAACCAAGUUCUGUCUUCUAGAAUGGCUAACUAUAUCCACGUACCCGCCUGUGCCCCUGCUGUUCCCAAAUUAGAUAUUACCGUAGAUGAUAAAGAUAUCAGUGCAGGAGCAAUCAAACUGAUCAAGGAACUGAGACCCAGUUGGGAUCCGUCAGAGGUCAAAAUGAAGCUUUUCACAGAUGGCAUUACUAACAAGCUCAUUGGCUGUUAUGUUGGCGAGGGGAUGGAGGACGUAGUCCUGGUAAGGAUAUAUGGCAACAAGACUGAGCUUUUUGUGGAUCGUAAGAAUGAAGUGAAGAGCUUUCGUGUGCUGCAUGCUCACAACUGUGCACCCCCUCUCUACUGCACUUUCAACAAUGGCCUGUGCUAUCAGUUCAUGCAUGGGACUGCCCUUGACCCAGAAGACAUCCGCCAACCAGAGCUUUUCAGGCUAAUAGCCAGACAGUUGGCCAAAUUCCACGCUAUUCAUGCUCACAACGGCUGGGUCCCAAAGUCCAACUUGUGGAUGAAGAUGGAGAAGUAUUUUUCCCUUGCCCCUACCGAGUUUGAGGACAAAGCAGUAAACCAUAGAUUCCUAAAAGAAGUCCCUAGUUCUCAAGACUUGCGGCAUGAGAUGGCCUGGAUGAAGGAAUGUCUCUCAGGUCUGGGUUCCCCUGUGGUUUUCUGUCACAAUGACCUCUUGUGCAAAAACAUUAUCUUCAAUGAGAAAGGUAAUGUAAAGUUCAUUGACUAUGAAUAUGCUGGCUACAACUACCAGGGCUUUGAUAUUGGGAACCAUUUUAAUGAGUUUGCAGGUAUAAAUGAGGUGGACUACAGCCGCUACCCCAGCAAGGAGCUGCAAAUGCAAUGGCUGAAAGCCUACCUUGAAAGUUACAAAGAAUACAAAGGCCAGGGUUCUCAGGUCUCGGAGGAAGAAGUGGAGGUUCUUUAUGUUCAAGUCAAUCAGUUUGCUCUUGCUUCUCACUUCUUCUGGGGACUGUGGGCUUUGAUCCAAGCUAAAUACUCAACUAUCGACUUUGAUUUCCUUGGGUAUGCAAUUGUCCGCUUUAAUCAGUAUAUCAAAAUGAAGCCAGAAGUGACAGCCUUAAACUUCCCAUAAUAAACCAUCCUCAAUCAGAAAGUCAUCAAGUGAAUCAUCACAGAAGAAACAAUGGUGUGCAUGUUGGCUCUCCGUGGACCCUAGAUAAGCAGUUGCUCGACACGACCCAUCUUUGCUGAAAACAUUAAUGCAUCAGCUUAGACCUAGCACCAUUUUAUCUACAAGGUGGAAGGCAGAUUGACGUGCUGUAAAAUCACGAGGGUGUUUUGGAUCACUUCGUCAAUAUAUGUUCUACAGGGAGAUGUGAAUUAUUUAUAAUUUAAGGCUGUAUUUUUUUCAUGGUUAUCACAGAUUUCACAAUUUCUGUGAAAAUUGUUGUAUAAUAACUGUAGAGAAAAAUGAUCCAUUUUCAAUGUAACAACACUAUUUUCUCUGCUUUUAAUAAAUAUUAUGUUUAACCGUGAAAUCUAUUUUUAGAUCUCCAGUGUAAAAUAGAUAAACAGAAGUCCAAAUAGUCAGACCACAUUCAAACCCAAUACAUUGAGCUUGCACAAAAAUACAUUCUUUACAUAUUCUGUUAUUUAGGAGCAACUUCUGACAAAGUUUCAGCAACUUGGUAUUUGCUGUCUUCCCAGAUUACCACCCAAGUUCAAGAUUUUGGGACCAAAUGUUUUCUUUGUGUAUAUGUAUUGUUUGAUUGUGUGGAAGUGGUGAUGGUUCAAAUAUUGCAAUUAACUGUAAACAGAAAACCUGUUUGUUUUCAGAAAGAUUAAAAAUAAAGGAACUUAUUACAUUA
Acipenser ruthenus (sterlet) is the source of this 1885-nucleotide messenger RNA. Its product is annotated as ethanolamine kinase 1. Bases 73 to 1149 code for a protein of 358 amino acids. Gene Ontology annotation, cellular component: cytoplasm. The transcript is spliced from 8 exons. The record is from RefSeq and is a predicted model, not a curated record. Gene Ontology annotation, biological process: phosphatidylethanolamine biosynthetic process. Gene Ontology annotation, molecular function: ethanolamine kinase activity. NCBI's taxonomy places the organism in Eukaryota, Metazoa, Chordata, Actinopteri, Acipenseriformes, Acipenseridae.